Messenger RNA from Acytostelium subglobosum LB1, 1176 nucleotides. RefSeq lists its product as hypothetical. Lineage: Eukaryota; Evosea; Eumycetozoa; Acytosteliales; Acytosteliaceae. The coding region runs from base 1 to 1176 and encodes 391 amino acids. The transcript is spliced from 2 exons. The record is from RefSeq and is a predicted model, not a curated record.
AUGCUCCAACAGCUAUCAUCAAACAACAACAACAACAAGAAGAAAUAUAAUAAUGAGAUGAUGUCACGUAUAACUCAACUUGACUUGCAAUAUCUUAGCCUUGGCACUAUAAGUGAAGGUACACUAGGCUCUCUGUUUGGAUGCUUCAAGAGCACAUUGGCCAAGCUUACGUUGUACCCUUCAUCAAGUCAAUAUGAGUACUUGCCAAGGUUGCUGGAACACAUAACAGGCAUUAACUUUCCAAACCUCUCAAGUCUCAAACUAGUGUUCGUCCGUGGGAUCACAGAAGUUAACAAGGUACUGGCGUUCUUGGAGACGAUCUUGGCUAAACAGACUCUCACCAAGUUGUCAAUCGUCUCAUCACAAACCGAACACAACUUUGACGGUGCUAUGCCGAGAAACCAUGAGGCAACCAAGCUAUUUGAACGAAUCUUUGGCAUCAUUGCUGCUAAGCAGCAAGACAAUCGUAUCCAAUCACUGAGUAUUGCGGGUCUACAUGUUGGCUGCCUCGAUACAUUCCUGCGAGGACUGAGCAUGAUCAAAGGCCUUAAACGACUCAAUCUUUAUUCAUUCAAUAACUACACUUAUGAUUGGAUUGAUCGGUUCAAUAGUGGAUUCACCGAAUAUCUCAAGUCAUCAACAUCAAAGUCCAUCACGAGACUCAGCACUCCACUUCCAGUUUGUGAUACAAUAGUGUCGACCAUCACGAACAUGCGGGGAAUAACAAGGUUGAGAAUGAUGCCUUUGGGAAUUCCAAUAUAUCCAGAUACAUUACAACAAGUUGGUUUCACGAACAUGGUGUCCAACAACUAUCUCACAAGACUGGACUUGGAUAUUCAUCACUACUUAACAGAAGACAAUGUUGAUUCAUUCACGGAAAUGUUAAGAGCGAGCAAGUCAUUGUGCCAUUUAAAUCUUGGUGAUGUCAAACAUCUCCAUAGGAAGCAAUUGAAGAAGUUGAUGGCAUCGUUGGUCGGCCAGACCAACAUACAAACACUACAUUACUCCAAUAGUAGUAUAUUGGACUUUGAUUAUUCACAAUAUGGAUCCAAUGUAGAGUUUGAUAAUUAUUAUACCAACGACAAUGACCAUCUGGCCAUUGGUGGUCUCUUCAGUGGACACUCAAUCAAUUACAUCAAUCAAUAUACCCUUUACUUCCACAAAGUCGACUUGUAA